Octodon degus (degu) is the source of this 534-nucleotide messenger RNA. RefSeq names its product cytochrome b-c1 complex subunit 6, mitochondrial. Gene Ontology annotation, biological process: mitochondrial electron transport, ubiquinol to cytochrome c. Bases 102 to 377 code for a protein of 91 amino acids. The record is from RefSeq and is a predicted model, not a curated record. The transcript is spliced from 4 exons. Lineage: Eukaryota; Metazoa; Chordata; Mammalia; Rodentia; Octodontidae.
GCCGGAUAUCCGCUGAGUGACCCUUACUAGUCCUUUUUGAUCCUGAAGUGGAGUAGCUGUCGGUCUUGCUGUUAGCAUUUAGUCCGCAAACGUAGCCGGACAUGGGACUGGAAGACGACCAGAAGAUGCUGACUGGAUCCGGAGAUCCUAAAGAGGAAGAAGAGGAGGAGGAGGAAUUAGUGGACCCCCUGACAACAGUGAGAGAACAUUGUGAGCAGCUGGAGAAAUGUGUCAAGGCACGGGAGCGGCUAGAGCUCUGUGAUGAACGUGUGUCUUCCCGGUCACAGACAGAAGAAGAUUGCACGGAGGAGCUGUUUGACUUUCUGCAUGCGAGGGACCACUGUGUGGCCCACAAACUCUUCAAUAGCUUGAAAUAAGUGCAGACUCAUUCGGCCUUCAUUACCUGGAUAUCAAGCUCUUUGUGCUUUUAAACAUGCCAUUUGUUUCACAUUAGGAACCUCAUGGAUUUGGGUUUAGGCAAGUAGCUUAAUGUAAUUAGCAGUGAUUACAUCUUAAUAAAUCCUGUGAUCUGCA